AUGUUGUUCCCGGCCUUCAUCUUGACCCUGCUCGCUGCCACCCUCACCACGUCUGUCGUGGCUGACGCAGGUCUGAACGCUGCCGUCGCCUUCGACAACGGCCUCGGCUCUCUCGACCAGGGCCUCUUGGACAAUCUUCACGCGCCCCACUACGAUCUCUCCGUCUGGGCCCCCGGAUGGAUCCCUCAAGACUGCAAGGACAUUGUCGAGGGCCAGAAUCUCUCCGCGUCCGACGUCACCAUCUGGAACGUCAACUACACCGACUGCUCCUCGCCGUGGGUCAUCUGCACCCACAAGGACGCCCCGCUCACCCAGACGGUCGUCGCCGACCUCUUCGGCAAGAUCCCCGUCAAGAUGCGCAGCACGAUACGCCACCUCAUCUCCGUCCCCGGCCCCGGCAUUGGCGCCUUCAACGCGGGCGACAACAUCAUGUUCAGCGGCGCCAACGACCACAUCUCCGUCUUCGUCCACGAGGUCGGCCACAGCGUGGAUACGCACGGCUACCCCAACAUCUCGGCCGGCGCCUUCCACGAGACCGACAUCUGGCUCGACAACUACGCCAAGGACUCGGCCGUCGCGGAUGCAUACGCCAACUGCAACCAGGCCGAGAACCACUCCCAGGAGCUCGUCGUCGCCCUGUUCGACCACGUGGUCCCGGGUGGCGUGGGCACCGUCAACAGCAACUGGACCGAGAUUGCACACCAGUACGAGACCAUCCAGGGCUUUGUCGGUGUCCAUGGCGACAUGAUCACCCCGGGCGGCGUCUGCUCUGAUCGCCACAACAACAGCGAGCCCGUGCGCUUGACCGAGAGCCCCGACACCGGCACUGGUCCCGCGCCCGACGUUGGACUCAAGGACGGCGUCAAGGUUUACGACUUCUUGCCCAUGCAGACGGUUGUGAACGCGACGGUCGUGAGGGAAGAUGGAACCGUCGGCUUGAUGGAGGUCCAGGUUCUGAAGCAGUAG
This is a messenger RNA of Diplodia corticola, 966 nucleotides long. Its product is annotated as conidiation-specific protein (con-13) protein. Lineage: Eukaryota; Fungi; Ascomycota; Dothideomycetes; Botryosphaeriales; Botryosphaeriaceae. The record is from RefSeq and is a predicted model, not a curated record. The transcript has a single exon. Bases 1 to 966 code for a protein of 321 amino acids.